AUGGCCGAGAGGAGCCGAAUUACUCGAAAUUCGGCACAAGGUUUUGGCGCGUGUUUCGAGCGCGAUGCCGGGGAGAGCCGUAGGUGCUUGCUCACCUGUGGCUUCCGUCUUUUCAGCGACCCCGCCUGUCGCGACACCCAGAUGAACGUUGUACUGGGGCUUGGAAAGCUGAGCCUCUCCACUGGCUGUGUGCAGCUGGAGAGCAAAAGGAAGGACUUCACCUCCUCUGGCAGUAGGAAGCUCUACUUUGACACCCACGCGUUAGUGUGCUCACUUGAAGGAAAUGGGUUUACUACACAGCAAGCAGAAAUCAUUGUGUCUGCACUGGUCAAGAUCAUGGAUGCCAACAUGGAUGUUGUCUACAAAGAUAUGGUCACCAAGAUGCAGCAGGAGAUCACUCUUCAGCAAAUAAUGUCUCAAAUUUCUAAUGUGAAAAAGGAUAUGAUUAUUUUGGAGAAGAGUGAGUUUUCCAUGCUCAGAGAAGAAAAUGAGAAAAUGAAACUUGAGCUACAUCAAUUAAAACAACAAGUAAUGGAUGAAGUACUCAAAGUCCGAACAGAUACCAAGUUAGACUUCAAUCUAGAAAAGAGCAGAGUAAAAGAAUUGUAUUCAUUGAAUGAAAGGAAGCUUCUGGAAAUGAGGACAGAAAUGGUGGCAUUGCAUGCCCAGCAAGACCGGGCCGUCACCCAGACAGACAGGAAGAUAGACACGGAGGUUGCUGGCCUUAAAACCAUGCUUGAGUCGCACAAACUUGACAAUAUUAAAUAUUUAGCAGGGUCUGUAUUUACGUGCCUAACAGUAGCUCUGGGAUUUUAUCGCUUGUGGAUAUAAUAAAGUAUUUAAAGAGAUCUCUACUGGUUGCCUUAAGAAUGCCAGAUUAUUGUCCUUUUUUUCUUAUCUUAAAUUUUAACCCUGAUUUUUAUUUAAUGCAGAUUAUUUUAUAUAAAUAUGGACAGACAACCAAGAUGAAGAAGUCAGAGAUUUCCAAUUGCUCCUCUUUUCUAUUUCAUUGACUUUAUAACUGAGUGGCUGUGGACAAAGAUGAAAGACGCCACUCAGCUGGGCCAGUGAACUUGGUCCAACCUGUGGGAUAUACCAAAAAUAAAUAUAUAAUUCUCUACAAUUUUAAAUCCUUUGUCAUGUAAUGAUAUGAAGUCUCCACUGAAAUGCAGAGUGCUGAAGAAUCACUGAAACCUAAGGGCAAUAAACCAUCUCUUCCUAAAAGCCUCACCCCUGCCAUCAGCCCUGCCCAGAUUGCUGUGUUCCUGCUCAAGCUGGUUGGUAUGUUAGUGAUACAGUUGUAUUUUAACCCCAAAGCAAAUACUUUUCUUCUAAUUUCCAUUGUCUUAAUACAUUAUUGUUACGGUUAAUGUUUAUGUGUCUUCUAGCUAGAAACUGUUGUUGCUUAAUGAAGUGUAAUUGUCAUAGGAAAUCUCUUUUACUUCUUCAAAUCCUGGAUUUCUCUCCCUCUCCCUCACUGACAACUGUAAUAAUCUUGUGUGGCAUUACCUUUCCAAAUACCUGCUAAUUCUUGGAAGUCUGUUCCAUUUGGUAGAAUAGGUUCUAAUUCAGACCCACUUUUUUAUAAAAGGCAGGCACUCAGUUUUCCUCUGUAAUGAUAUCUGGAUAUCUAAACAUGUACACACUUUUUUAGAAGUAAACUUAAAUCUUUAAUAAAUUAUUGCCCAUUCCAGGCUCAGCUCAUAGAUGUUCUCAUGUCAAACAGUGUCAUCCCAGGCUAGGCUGAUUUCUCAUGCCUGCCUACCUCUAGAUCCAAACAGAUCCGUUCCUAAAUUCAGCUGGAGUUACUGUGGAGAAGCACAUUCUCACCUUAUUUAAAUGACUGCCACAUAGAGGAGACUACAUGUUUUAGGAAGGCCACGAUAUCACCUUCUCUCUUCCGCCCUGUACAGGUGUGCACCUGAGCUGGUACAGUGCAGGAGCUGCAUGACCAGAGGGUAAAGUGUCAUUGUUCUAACCAUAUUAGUAAA
Messenger RNA from Condylura cristata (star-nosed mole), 1991 nucleotides. It is a transcript of the gene MCUR1, whose product is annotated as mitochondrial calcium uniporter regulator 1. Gene Ontology annotation, cellular component: mitochondrion; mitochondrial inner membrane. NCBI's taxonomy places the organism in Eukaryota, Metazoa, Chordata, Mammalia, Eulipotyphla, Talpidae. The transcript is spliced from 9 exons. Bases 1 to 831 code for a protein of 276 amino acids. The record is from RefSeq and is a predicted model, not a curated record. Gene Ontology annotation, biological process: calcium import into the mitochondrion; positive regulation of mitochondrial calcium ion concentration.